UCUCUCUCAAUUCAAAAUUUUGGACACUAACAAAUUCGCCAUUCACCUUCUUUCUCAAGUCUCAACCUACUUCUAGUUCUACACUUCUACACUAUCAGUGUUCAAUUUGUUCCAUCAAGUGUUUCCUAUGAUGAUGCCAUUACCAUGACGGCUGGACUACUACUACUAGUGGUGUUCGAAUAGUAUCCGAUAUGCAUUCAAUUCAGAGAUACAACUACUUCCAUGGACGGGGAGGCUAAGCCUAAGCUUCCGAUCUCCGAUUCCACUCUGUUCUCCAACUCCUCAUCUUCUUCUCAACCAGAUUUUCUCCGUAAUGUUCAAGCCGCUUUCAAACGUCACCGCUCCAUUGGUACAAUGCAAUCAACUAAUUUGUUGCCUAGACGUAGUGUGGCACCACAAAGGGUUAUCUCGAAAAACUCGGAUUUGUAUUCUGGGUUAACAGUUGAGACUAAGAGGUGCGUUGAAGUUGAUUCUGAUGUUAAGAACUUUGAUGGAAGAUCGAGUCAGAGAGCUUCUGUCAUGGUUGACUCUCAGGAGGAUGCUUCAUUUACACCUCCUUCCAUCUCGGGCACCGUUACAAGUAUGUAUGAUGAGAAGUAUAACCCAUUUAGCGGGUGCGUGAAGGAAGAUCAACCUGUGGAUAAUUCUAAAGAUAUUGACAUGAAUGAUUCAUCCUAUGUUGAAUCAAAACAUUGUCAGACGGAGGGUUCGAAGAAAGUGAAGUUUUCAUUGUCAUGUUCAGCUAUCUCACAGGGGGAUGGUCAAAUUACCACCAGAUUGGAUUUGGAUACCAGAUUGGACAACUUAUCUUCUCAUAUGGAUUCACUUGCAUUGACAGAGAUGGAAUGGGAGGCAGCCAAUCAACCAGAGAAAUCAAAUGUCAAUAAAAAUGAACCAAGACAUCGAAAUCUUGUUGGCGCAGAUGCUGAUGGUGUUUUGAAAGCUGAUGGAGGCCCUUCUGCACCAGCAACAAGAAUGUCAGCUCAUCAGAACCAGCUACACCACUUGAGGAAUUUUCUCCAUAAUGAUGCAAGCCAUCCAAUGACCCAAUCUUCUGUAGUGGGAUCAUCUUGCGCUACCACAACAUACCUUAAUGCAACAUCUGCACCGAUUCUUAACUCAACAACAACUCAUUCUGCAUGUCCACACCAUAGUUCAUCUGUAACAGCCUCGGCUGUUACCGAUCUGAAAUCUCAUAACAUAGCCCAAGGAGAUGUCAUACAACAAGGAUGUCCUACAUCUGUGCUUGUUAGCGGAGUUAAUGCUGACAGGGAACUCAGUGGAGCUCAAGCUUCUAGCUCCACAACAAAUGUCUUGGCACAAGUUGAAAAAGUCGAUGAAAUCAACUUGUUGAAGCCAAGCCAAGUGCAGAAAGAUCCAUCUCAAAAUCAAUUUCAGUCCACAAUAGAGAAAGCAAAACGGGGUGAUGCUUCCAUUAUCCCCCCACCUUGCUCUACAUCAAGGGACCUUGCUUCUGAUGCAAAGCUGGAGCCUGCUAAAUCAGAGAAACAAGAGAAGGUACCAUCUCGAAAAAAGGGUGGUGAUCCUGACUUGUUCUUUAAGGUGAAUGGUAAACUUUAUCAAAGGCUUGGCAAGAUAGGAAGUGGUGGAAGCAGUGAAGUUCAUAAAGUUAUUUCAUCUGACUGUACAAUUUAUGCCCUGAAAAAAAUAAAACUUAAAGGUCGUGAUUAUGCAACCGCAUUGGGAUUUUGUCAAGAGAUCGUCUAUUUAAAGAAGUUAAAGGGGAAAGAUAAUAUUAUCCAACUUAUUGAUUAUGAGGUCACAGAUAAAGCUUUACUUCACGAAGUCAUGAAUGACACAUCCAGUAACAAGGACAACAAAGUAAAGGAUGAUGGAUGUAUUUACAUGGUUCUUGAGUACGGAGAAAUUGAUUUGGCUCACAUGCUGUCACAAAAGUGGAAGGAAAUUGAACGCUCGAACUCAACUAUGGAUGAAAACUGGCUUCGUUUUUACUGGCAGCAAAUACUCCAAGCUGUGAACACAAUUCAUGAGGAGCGUAUCGUGCACUCGGACCUAAAGCCAGCUAAUUUCCUCCUUGUCAAAGGUUCAUUGAAGCUCAUUGAUUUUGGCAUUGCUAAAGCUAUUUUGAGCGACACAACCAACAUCCAACGGGAUGCCCAGGUAGGUACAUUGAGUUAUAUGUCUCCUGAGGCAUUCAUGUGCAAUGAGAGUGAUGCGAAUGGGAACAUUAUAAAGUGUGGACGACCAUCAGACAUAUGGUCUCUUGGUUGCAUUCUUUAUCAAAUGGUUUAUGGACGGACACCCUUUUCAGAAUACAAGACGUUCUGGGCUAAAUUCAAAGUUAUCACUGAUCCCAAUCAUGAAAUCACGUAUGGUCCAGUUUCUAAUCCUUGGCUUCUUGAUCUUAUGAAGAAGUGCCUUGCAUGGGACCGCAAUGAAAGGUGGAGAAUUCCGCAGCUUCUUAAACACCCGUUUCUUGUUCCUCCUCUACAGCAGCAGUUGUCCUCUGCACAAGAGCAGAAUUGUACUUUUAUUCAGUUGAUUAGUGAAUCUUACACAAAUGAUGAGAAUGUCUCAAAUUUGUGUUUUGAGCUCCAAAAUAUACUAGGAGAUCGAACAGCAGCGUCUCGAGAUCAGCAAGUUAGAUUACUGUCGCAUAUUUCAAAUAUCUGCCAUCAACUCCAGGAGAACAUUACAAAGACCAAAUAGGUAAAACGUUAAAGAAUAUGCUUAGCUCUUUGAUUUAUGUUCUUUUUACACCAAAAGAUUUACGCUUUGUUUGGAUUGAAGGUAUGAGGGAUUUGGAAAGAAGCGAUUUGAAGGGAUUAGUUUUCUUGAUUUUGUUGAGGACCAAAUAUCUCUAGAAGUAAAAAGAUAUGGAAGGAAAAUAGGUUUUUUCUUACUCUCUUCCUUUCCCUCUUAACCUUCCCUCUCUUCUUCCUUUUCGUUUUCCUCCUAAAUUCUUAUUCAAAUAUAUAGUAUUUUGUGAAUAGUUUCCUGAGUCAUGAAAGUAUUAUCACUAGGCCAUUCAACCAAUUAGUUGAGUCUUGAAAUGUUUAUGAUGUACACUCUUGUAAUCUCCAUGAAAGUCAUGUAACUCCUAUUUUUAGCCAAUGAGUAGUAGAGUUGCAAAAAAUGCACUCAUUCUAA
Amaranthus tricolor (Joseph's coat) is the source of this 3132-nucleotide messenger RNA. RefSeq names its product serine/threonine-protein kinase MPS1. Bases 223 to 2691 code for a protein of 822 amino acids. The record is from RefSeq and is a predicted model, not a curated record. Gene Ontology annotation, molecular function: ATP binding; protein serine/threonine kinase activity; protein serine/threonine/tyrosine kinase activity. The transcript is spliced from 6 exons. NCBI's taxonomy places the organism in Eukaryota, Viridiplantae, Streptophyta, Magnoliopsida, Caryophyllales, Amaranthaceae. Gene Ontology annotation, cellular component: spindle; kinetochore; nucleus. Gene Ontology annotation, biological process: peptidyl-serine phosphorylation; protein localization to kinetochore; meiotic spindle assembly checkpoint signaling.